UUGAACUGGGACCAAGUUAACUACACUGGCUUACAACAGCUGCUUUAUUAUCCAUUCUAUCUAUUGACUGAGGAGAUGAGGGCUGUCUCUCCUGUCAUCAAUAUGGGUCUUCUGCUGGUCUGUGCAGCCUUUGCUCUGUCCUUCAACUCUCAAGGUGGGGGGAAUCUGAGAGAGGAGGAGGAGGACAUGUGGGGGGACUACCUAAUGGACAGAGAGGACAACCAUGCCGAGAUCAAAGCUGACCUUCCAGGUACCUGCUAUGUGUGUAAGCUCAUCAUCAAGAAGGUCAAGGCCAAGCUGAAUGGUGAUAAUAACAAGGAUGACACAGCUGCUGCGCUGGACUCUAUUUGUGGCAGCUUGAGAAUGCUCAAAGGCAUCUGCAAGAAACUGGUCAACAAAUACAAAGUUAAACUGAUUGAUGCACUUGUCGGUGAUGUGGAUGCAAGGGAUGCCUGUAAGACAUUGAAGCUGUGCAAAUGAGAUACCAUUUACCCAUGAUUGCCCUGGGCACAGGUCUGAGCUUACAUGUUCUGUCCGUUUCUUUCAGAUGAACACGCUGUCAUAGCUUAGCUUUACAUUAUUUUCAUAAACAACUGUCAAGAUGGAAUGGCAGUCUUUAAAGUCACUUGUAUUGCUACUGCAAUUUUCAUUGAAUUAAAUACUGAAACAUUCAAAA
Messenger RNA from Coregonus clupeaformis (lake whitefish), 676 nucleotides. RefSeq names its product saposin-C. Lineage: Eukaryota; Metazoa; Chordata; Actinopteri; Salmoniformes; Salmonidae. The transcript is spliced from 4 exons. Gene Ontology annotation, cellular component: cytolytic granule. The record is from RefSeq and is a predicted model, not a curated record. Gene Ontology annotation, biological process: defense response to bacterium; killing of cells of another organism; antimicrobial humoral immune response mediated by antimicrobial peptide. Bases 76 to 480 code for a protein of 134 amino acids.